GCGUCUGUUGAGGACUAACUAAGCUCAGUCUUGUAGAAACCAGCGCCGGACAGGCAGCAGCACCGUACUGCAGACAGAUAGACAGACAGACACACGCACGCACGCGCAAGCAUGUCGCGCGCUCCAGGAGUAGCAGUGGUCAUAGUUGCGUUUGGUUUAUUGCUAUCGGAUGUUAAGUGUCAAAAAUACGAGGUUCCUGAAGCAACCGUUGAAAUUUUGAAACCUCGAGGGAUAAAGAUCUCUAUUCCAGAUUUUGUUGAACAUAUAAGUUUGGUGGCAUUUCACGUGAACAUCAAUGAGGAGUUUCAGACUUUGGCACACGGGCACUACGCACAGGACGUGGUCAAGAAGAAAGAUGGUCGUUGGACCUACCACAUCCCACUUAUCAAACCGAAACAAGGUGAUGUAAUCUACUACUGGAUAUAUGCUAUAAUAGAAGGUCUGGGAUACCACGCUCUGGACAAGAGUUACACAGUCACAGAGGUAAGUCCUCCACCUCCUCCACCCGUAACACCAGACCGGAUUCCAGAUCCGAGUGGUCCUUGCCAAAGCUCCUCUUCCACCAAAAACCGACAAGGCGGUCUGUGUCGAGGACAGAUCAUGCUCCAUAAGACAUUUGAUAACCUCGACGGUUGGAGCUACGAGGUCUUCAUUGGUGGAAGUCACCUGUAUGUGCAUUGUAAUGAAGUAAAAGAAGAUGCAACUACACCAAAAGAAGAAGGAGAAACUGAUUCUGCAUGUCUACUGAUCCCAGAAGACAAAGAAGUGAGAAAACUUAAGAUAGAGCAGUUGAGACUCACUAAUGAAAAUCUUGCAAAAGACAGCUACUAUAAGAGUUUGCAGAUUUUGCAGUUGGAGAGGGCACUGAAAACCCGAAACUCUGACUACACAUCACACCUAGUUGAGGGAGAUGAUGAGUUCACAGUGUUCACGAAAGACUCAAGAGUCAGUUGGUUGGACAACGGAAAGUUGUACAUACAGCCUAUCAUGAUGGAAGAGAGAUACAGCGAGGCUCUAGUCAACAUCGGUACUCUGAAUCUGGAAGGAUGCACUUCUCCAAUACCAGAGGAAUGCAGUCGUCAAGCAACCGGUUUUCUGAUCUUGCCUCCAGUUAUGUCAGCUCGAGUUAAGUCCAAGAACAGUUUCAGUUUCCGUUAUGGAACCGUAGAGAUACGAGCCAAGCUUCCUCGUGGAGACUGGAUUGUACCAGAGCUGUGCUGGAGCCUGCUAACUCCAACCUGGGAGCCAACUGGGGCCGCAUGGUGCUGGGCAUGGCCCGAGGUAACACAGAUGUUGCCAAGAAGCUGUGGCUGGAAGCCUGCUAACUCCAACCUGGGAGCCAACUGGGGCCGCAUGGUGCUGGGCAUGGCCCGAGAGCUGUGGCUGGAACCUGCUAACUCCAACCUGGGAGCCAACUGGGGCCGCAUGGUGCUGGGCAUGGCCCGAGAGCUGUGGCUGAAGCCUGCUAACUCCAACCUGGGAGCCAACUGGGGCCGCAUGGUGCUGGGCAUGGCCCGAGAGCUGUGGCUGGAACCUGCUAACUCCAACCUGGGAGCCAACUGGGGCCGCAUGGUGCUGGGCAUGGCCCGAGAGCUGUGGCUGAAGCCUGCUAACUCCAACCUGGGAGCCAACUGGGGCCGCAUGGUGCUGGGCAUGGCCCGAGAGCUGUGGCUGGAGCCUGCUAACUCCAACCUGGGAGCCAACUGGGGCCGCAUGGUGCUGGGCAUGGCCCGAGAGCUGUGGCUGGAGCCUGCUAACUCCAACCUGGGAACCAACUGGGGCCGCAUGGUGCUGGGCAUGGCCCGAGUAAACUCUGUUGCAGAGCUGUGGCUGGAGCCUGCUAACUCCAACCUGGGAGCCAACUGGGGCCGCAUGGUGCUGGGCAUGGCCCGAGGUAACACGGAUGUUGCCACAACAGAGAACAACCGACUGCUGGAGGCCGGAGUGCUGAUGAAUUCAUCGUCACAGUACUCCCAGCUUACACGGGACGUCAGGUGGGGACAGGACUUCCACACCUACAGACUUGUCUGGUCUCAUGAUCGGCUUGAAUUUUCCGUUGAUGGACAACCACUCACCACCCUCACAUCCAACAGUGGCUUGAAGUCAUCUUUCUUCACUGAAGAGUUCUACAUAACACUUGGAGUCCAUGUGGCUGGAGGGAGAGACUUCCCGGACUCGAUGAGGAACAAACCUUGGAAAAAUACUCAUCCUAAGAGAUUUGUAAAUUUCUGGUUGGAUAAGCAGUCGUGGAGGCCAACGUGGGACAGAGACUCAGCGUUACAAAUUGAGUCUGUCAAGGUCACAGCCCUGUAACCUUUUACUCAUCUUAUACUCAACUGUAUUUAAGAAAAUAAAGUGUUUGUAAUGAAUUACAA
Homalodisca vitripennis (glassy-winged sharpshooter) is the source of this 2375-nucleotide messenger RNA. RefSeq names its product beta-1,3-glucan-binding protein-like. Bases 112 to 2313 code for a protein of 733 amino acids. The record is from RefSeq and is a predicted model, not a curated record. Gene Ontology annotation, molecular function: carbohydrate binding; hydrolase activity, hydrolyzing O-glycosyl compounds. The transcript has 20 exons. Lineage: Eukaryota; Metazoa; Arthropoda; Insecta; Hemiptera; Cicadellidae. Gene Ontology annotation, biological process: carbohydrate metabolic process.